UCUUGUUAUGUGUGGAAUAUUUGGAAAGUGAGUGUUUUAGUAUUUUAUAACUUUUGUACUAUGCAAGGUGUGUUUGUUAUGCCAUUUUUACUAAUGUUUUAUUUUUAAAUUAAGUAGAUGCCUAUUAAUAACCCACUCAACACUACCCUGUAAAAUCACAACAUUUACAUAUUUUACUAAACAUUGGAUAAAUAUUUAAAUCUUAUACACAAAAUUAAAUUAAUAUUGUUACGUAAAAUUAAGUAAGAAUUUAUUUAAUACAAAAUUAUUUAUGAUGGAUCAAUAAUGUAAAAACAUAUUACUCGAAAUCGUUAUAACGGAACGUCUUUCUCUUUCGCAAAUCAAUUUUUUUAUAACUGGCUUUACAGCUCUGGGUUCUAGCCCUUCUGAGCCUGUAGUUACAAUGAAUAAUUAUCCUUCAUAGUAUACUGCUUCCAGAAUAUGUUGAUGCGUCACAUUGUGCAGCCCUUAGAAGAUUUUGACAGCAACUUGAGCCAGCAGACAGCUGAUAGUUGGCGGUGGUAUCUUAAAGCGCCUAACCAAACAGACACCUUAUCUUGCGAAUCACAUCACCAUCAGAGCACUUGUUUCACCGUUGCCAUUAAUAGUUCAUAUGCGCAAACACUCAAUACACAAAAAUGUACCAUUUAUACAUAUCAACUUCAAAUCAUUAUUUAAACGAUAAUACAGGAGCAGUAAAUCGCCGCCGUUCAAGUUCUCGCCAAACGCCAAAACUCUCAUAAAUCUAUGAAUACGAACGUCAUUUUUGAUAUUGAAAAUUUCAAAUGUCAAUUCAAUAUUCAAAAAUAUCAAAACAAUAAUAUACGUAGGAAGUUUUUUUUAUUCGCGUAUAAAAUUUAAAUUAGCAAUGAAAUAAAAUAAUUAGGUACAUUAUAUUUCAACAAAAAAUGAGUUCGCCAAAAGAAAGUCGGUCUCAGGUGUCGACCGUCGUCAGCGUUGAGAAUACAAACGAAGUAGAUGACAGCACAAAACCCGAUUUUAUAUACGGCGGGCCUUUUAUAAAGGUAGAAAAACCAAGUCCGUUCAUAAAUACAACUACACCGAUAAAUCUUCAGCUGCAAGGCACUUUCAAAAAGAGUUUCGCGUACUAUUCACUCAGAGAGCGUAUGCCUGUCAUAUUAACGAAGGUCAUAGACUAUCUAUCUAGGGAAGGGAAUAAGAUAAAAACUAAACAUGGCGCGACCGACGACGAUAUACGGAGUUUAAUGCAAUACAUAAACAAGUUAAAAAACGACCUAGUCACGAAUAAGAAAUAUGACCUGCUCACCGUCGAUACGCCUGAAGCGAAGAAAUGGAACCAGUGGAUCGAGGAGACCGACACUCAAAACUAUUUUCUCAACACCUGGGUAUUUACAGAGUGUUACGUUUACAGGAGACUGAGGGAGGGCUGUGAGCUAACCAAAGGCCUUCAAAACUUCGAUCCUUUCGAUGAACAGAAGGAGAAAUCCUUUCAGAAUAGCUUAGAGCCGAUGUGCGUGGUCGCCGAAAAGCUAACCACAAUGCUGCAAACUGGUGAUAAGGACAAAAGGAAGGCGGACUUUACUACAUUGCUCAAGAUUUGUCUAUGGGCUAACAAAUGCGACCUCUCGUUGUCUAUGGGCGAACAAGUGUCUUUAAAAUCCAACGAGUUAAACAACGACGCUAAUCAAGCUACUGCCUUGUGUAUGGGUGUUAUUGAUCCGUUUCAAAUGAUUUUGGACUUUAAGGAUAAGGUGUUAGUUGACGACUCCGGUAAAAUAUACGACCAAGUCAUCGCGAAGGCCGAGGCCAUGGCGAAAACUAUAGCGGGGGAACCGGAAGUGCAGAGCGUUAGUAGUAAAAAGGGGUCCCCCACCGCGUCCCCACCAGCGGAAGAAGAAACCAAAGAAACGGAGGAAACACCAAAGAUUCCAUGUCCAUCGAAAAUGACCAUACCGGACGCUGUUAUGUUUGACAUUGUAUGUGACAACGCCGGCUACGAGUUAUUCUCGGACUUGUGUUUAGCGCAUUUCCUAAUAGCACAAGGGAUUGUUCAGAAAGUUCGAUUCCAUGUAAAGAAGAUACCUUGGUUUGUUUCUGACGUAACUCCGAAUGACUUCAAAUACGUCGUAGAAUCUUGCAGAACAGCAGAUUACAAAAAGGAAAUGGCGCCAGAAAUAAAACCAGAGGCUCCCGAGGGCGAAGCACCCGAUAACACCCCACGCGUAUUGAACGCGGACAAUUUGAGACAACUUGGGGAAGCCUGGGCGAAGUUCCUGGAAGAUGGCACAUUUAUCGUUAUGUGCGAUGAUUUCUGGACGUCUCCGCACGUGUACAAGGAUAUGAAGAAAUACGACUUCAAUUUGUAUAGAAAGCUUCAGUUCGCCGUCGCCAUUUUGUUUAAGGGCGAUCUCAAUUACCGCAAGUUGCUCGGCGAGAGGAACUGCAACCCGACGCUCGGGUUCGAAGCCGCUUUGCAAGGGUUUAUGCCGGCGCCGCUAAUAGCCCUUCGCACAGUGAAAGCCGAUUUAAUCUGCGGUCUACCGAAAGGCAAGUUCGAGCAACUGAACAAACUCGACGAGAAAUGGAUGGAGAAGGGCGAUUAUGGAGUGAUCCAGUAUUGUCCCAAGAGUGAACCAUUGAAACCUUCGGAUCGUCCUUGUGCGGAAUAUGGCGCCGAGUGUCGAGGGGUUGUUUGUGCGCAGCACUAGCAUUGUGACGUGGACUCAUUUUUUGUUGUUAUCGACGCUGUCUACUGAAAUCCGGAAGCUUUAUGGCAACAUUUUGAAUCUAAAUUAUAUUUACUUUCACUUUAUUGUAAAUUAAAUGUUGUAUAUA
Messenger RNA from Parnassius mnemosyne (clouded apollo), 2817 nucleotides. NCBI's taxonomy places the organism in Eukaryota, Metazoa, Arthropoda, Insecta, Lepidoptera, Papilionidae. The record is from the annotation of a GenBank genome assembly.